AUAAACGCAAAUAAGCUCAAUAAGUUUCAACUCACGGUCUCCCAUGACGACGUGUAUUUUCUCAGACACGGCACACAUCACGAUGUUUUAUUCCCAACUCUUCGUCUCUAAACGAGGCACACUAGCCAAGAUCUGGCUUGCAGCCCACUGGGAGAAGAAAUUAACCAAAGCACAUGUGUUUGAAUGUGACCUGGAGGCCACCAUCAAGGAAAUCCUAUCCCCCCAGAUAAAAAUUGGUCUGCGAACGUCAGGCCACCUUCUUUUAGGAGUCGUCCGGAUAUACUCGAAGAAGACCAGAUACCUUCUCUCAGACUGCAGUGAUGCGUUGGUCAAAAUUAAAGUGGCUUUCCGGCCAGGACAGACAGACCUGCCCAAUGACGCGAUGGAGGCCACCUUAAAAACUAUCACUCUACCGGAAGACUUCACUGACUUUGAAAUUCAGCUACCUGAUCUCAAGACCAUUGAUGUGGUAGACCACUUCUCUUUGAAUCAAUGCCGCACCGAAGAUAUUACUCUCAAGGAGAACUUUGGGAACCACUUUCUCAACAUCGAGGGAAUAGGGGAGGAAAUCCAGUCUUAUCAAGGAUUGUUUGAUCAGAGUUUCAGUGUCCAUGGCGACUGCUUUGGUGAUGAGGAAAUGGCUGUUGACCUCAUCGAUUUUAUAGCGAGUAAUACUGAGGAUACUCUGAUGCCUGAUUUGUGUGAUGACACUCCUGAAUUACCAGCUACACCUCCUCCAACUGCUGUCAGUGCAGAGCCGGAGUCUGUGAAACCAGGACUUUCCUGUUUAAAGGGUAGGAGCAGUCCAGCCUUGACUGAGACCACUUUCUUGGUAAAUGCAGAGGAAGGUUUCGCUCUUGCACCUGUUGCUGUCACACCAUCUCCAACAAGGAAAAAAAUGACGAGAAAGAGGAAGCUGGUCAUUGACCGGUCAAAGGAACUAACUGACGAUGCCAUCAGAGUUCAACUGGCUGACUGCUCUGACCUCUUAACCCCGUUGGAGAUAGCCCCGCCCACUCGGCAGCUCAUGGAGUGGAGGGCGAAUGGAGGGGUGAAGCAGCUCUUCUCGAGUUUUUGCCUUCCAAUCUUACACCCUGACUUAAAGCAGCUGUUCCCUUGUGACACAUCACCUAGGAGACAGGGCUUGAAGGGAGGAGCGAGACAGCAGGCUGACCCCGAGGAGAUGAGAGAGCAAACUAGAGAGGCCGUCUGGGAGAACACUGCUGAGCCGGUCCUGCAAGACUGGAGUUUGCUGCAAGAGUCUGUUGGACAAGAUCAAGCAGAUAAUGCAAACACUACUGUAGACACUUCUGUCAUUCAUCCAGGACCUCAUCCUUCUUGGAACACCACCAGUGAGGAGAGUAGGUUGGAGGUGUCGUAUCCAGAGCCUGUCUCUGAGAUCUCCAUGUUUGGUCAUUCAUCUGUAGAGACGAGGGAAACCCCACUGGUGACACAGACACAGUCAGCUCUGAACAGCCAGGAUGUGGAGGAUAAGAGACUAACCAGUCGGGCACAUGACCUCCUCCAGGCCCUCAAAAGACAAGACUCUUCUCCCAAUGCCGCGUACAGUCUUCACGCUUUAUGUGAGAGCAGCAGUCGUUCAUACGUGGCAGCCAUGUUUUUCUGCUUGCUGGUGUUAAAGAAACAACAACUUCUCGACCUGCACCAGAGCGCCCCAUACAGUGACAUCAUCGCCACACCUGGGCCUCUCUUUCACUCCCCCUAGAACAGGUAGCCAUGAAGCAAUGGAGGGAAAAACAUUUGAGGCUUUGACUCGUUAAAGGGCUUUGUUGUGUCAUUCAUGUUCUUGGAUGGAAACAAAUUUGAUGAAUUUCUGUUUUGUUUU
Messenger RNA from Rhinichthys klamathensis goyatoka, 1846 nucleotides. It is a transcript of the gene rad21l1, whose product is annotated as RAD21 cohesin complex component like 1. Gene Ontology annotation, cellular component: cohesin complex; synaptonemal complex. The record is from RefSeq and is a predicted model, not a curated record. NCBI's taxonomy places the organism in Eukaryota, Metazoa, Chordata, Actinopteri, Cypriniformes, Leuciscidae. Gene Ontology annotation, biological process: replication-born double-strand break repair via sister chromatid exchange; mitotic sister chromatid cohesion; synaptonemal complex assembly. The transcript has 13 exons. The coding region runs from base 44 to 1726 and encodes 560 amino acids. Gene Ontology annotation, molecular function: protein binding; chromatin binding.